UGCCGCUUCAAAAAAGCUAUAAGUUUUGCGUAAUUGGAGAUAUCAACUUUCUCUUUCAAUUUAAUCAUGGUUUUCAACAUACUGUAAGUCGACCAUAAAGUCGAAGGCUUCUUUUCCUUAGAUAAUUCGCCAAAAUACGCCAACAAAACGGUCUCCGAGGCAGUAUUUCUCGUUCCUUUCUGGCUACACCAUGCUUCGAAUAUUUGAAAAGCCUUUUCGUACCGAAAUUUGCUUUUUGCUGGAAGCAAACUCUCUCCAAUCCUGUCUGCUGCUUCUUUUAAUUCAGGUGGGGUACAAUCCAUCGCUUCAUCUUCACUUUCCGAAAUCAUUUCUUUGGGGAGAACGGGGAGAAAUCUAGUGAAAAUCUAUUAUUUCCGCAAAAAUACUGAGCGAAAACUACCGUCGUUAAGGCGUUGUUGAUCUUAUCUAUGGUUGUUGAUUUUGCGGUUUCCUGUGGUUUCGUCUUUUGUUUUGGCCUUUACAGGGCCUUUGAGAUCGUCAAAAUUGAUGACAUUGACAAAAAAAGUGAAAUAUUUUUUUCUAAGGCCAGUUUUACACUAUAUGAAAAUUUCGUAUAACAGAAUCUUUAGUUUUUGCAUCAGAAAAUUAAGGGUUGAAAAUAAAAAAGUAUACAAACCUCGACGGAAAACUUAAUUUCUGUCUCGAGGUUGAGUUUAUCUCGACGCUUCGCGUCUCGAUAAACUAUAAUAACCUCUCGACCAGCAAUGAAGUAUUUUCCGUCUCGGAUUGUAAUAUACUAUUUACAAGUCAGUAGAAUUAUUUAUUUUUGAAAAAUCGGUUUUAUGACAAGAAUAAUUGCUUGUAGGUACCUUCUGGGAGACUUUUCUGGUGAUAAACUGUUGGCUACGACUGAGGCUUCAUUAAUAAUAUCUUGUAAUAAAUUCAUUUCUGGAAAAAAAUUGCAAAAUGGAAAUCUGUCAAAAAACCUAUUUAUAACUAGAAACAACGUCUUAACAACGUAUCAUUCUCAUAGUUAUACCAACUACCAAAACUUCUGUGAGAAAAAAUCAAGGAAAAACAUAUAAAUUUCAAAUUUUUGUUAUGUAUUGAUUUUUUAUUUGUCCCUAUAUCUUUUACAAAUGAGUAACAAAUAAAUUAUUGUACAUUAUACGCCAGGUAGCAGUUUUUACUGGCUCUUGAAGGUGACAAGCUCGCCUGGCGGCUCGCUAGUCAUUUCCUUCAAUCGCCAGUAAAAACUGUUUUACCUGGCUAAUAAUGUAAAAUACUAUGUUGCUAGUCCAAUAAUAAAUGUUUUUGAUACAAUUUUUUUCAUUUUUUAAAAUUAUUUAGACUUUCCAUUAUUCUUUGAACAAUUUAAAGAAACUUUUGUAUAAAACAUUUUUUGUUUACUCCAAUAUUAAGGCCAUCAAAUGACACCGGGUUUCAGGGGUGUCCGGAGUCCUCUUAAAUGUUGUUUGUUUGGUGAAGGUGAAACAAUCUGGGAGACAAAAAGAAGAUCAAUUUUUCCCCCUUUCUAUCAAUUUUUUUUGUGUUUUGACUCCAAAUGUUUCUGCAAGCCAUGUAUUGAGCAAGAUGCUUUGUAAUAAUGGGAUUUAAUUCAAACAAAUCAUAAUCUUUGACUUUGGAUGUCAGAAAAUAGGUGCUAACUUUGGACAUUGCUUAUGGGUUACUUUCUAGUUCUAGCAGCUUUAUGGGUUGAUUUAACCCUUCAAUGUUUUUUUUUUAAAUUACUAAACAUGGGCAACAUCAUAAAUUAUAAAUUCUUUUAUAUGUAUUUACUUUUUUAUCUCUCCCUAUUAGACAGUGAAUCCCUAACACUUUUAGAGCUUUUGGAAUCCUCAGAUCUUAACUUCGUGAUACUGGACCAGGCCAAAGUUUUGGAAAGAGUGACUAGCGAGAUUGUCAAGUUGAGCGAAGGUGAAGAGUUUGAUGAUAAUGAAGAAGAUAUACCGUUGCCCAAAUCGGCUGUAGAAGAACAGGAAUUGACUCCAGAGGAGUUGGAAGCUAAGAAAAUUUUUGAUAGUGCAGCAGCCUUAUUAAACAAAACUAGACCAGACAAACCGAAAGUCUACCAGUUGCUGAUUGAAGCGUCCAACAAAGGCAGCCUAGAAGCAAAAGCCUUAGUAGCUUGGGCCAAAUUAUUUGGAAGCACUUUGAAGCAAGAUAUUUAUGUGGCCAAAGAAAUGUUCCAGGAGCUUGCAGACCAUGGAAAUCCUGACGGACAUAUGGGAAUGGGUUUCCUUUACGCUUCAGGCCUGGCUGUUAAUGUUAGCCAAUCAAAAGCUUUGGUUCACUAUAUGUUCGGAGCAUUAGGAGGAAAUACUUGGGCCCAAAUGGCCAUGGGCUAUAGGUAUUUUGCUGGAGCAAGUGUGGGACCUAGCUGUGAAAAGUCUUUGGAUUAUUAUAGACAUGUGGCCGAUAAAGUUAGUCAAGGUGUUUCAUUUGGUGGUGGAGCAGCAAUUCAAAGAAUAAGGCUCUUGGACGAACUAGAAAAUGGAUACACCUCAGGAAUUUUGGAUAAUGAUUUGUUCGAGUACUAUCAACUUCUGGCUGAAAAGGGGGACGUUCAGGCACAGGUUGGCUUGGGGCAGUUGCAUUAUCAGGGAGGCAGAGGCGUGGAUUUGGACUAUCAGAAAGCCAUGCAUUACUUUACGCAGGCUGCUUCUGCUGGCAAUGCCAUGGCAAUGGCAUAUUUAGGAAAAAUCUAUCUUGAUGGUAGUGAUGAAGUUGAAGCCAACAAUGACACAGCCUUCAAGUAUUUCAAAAAAGCUUCAGACCUGAACAAUCCUGUUGGUUUGAGUGGACUUGGAUUGAUGUAUUUAUACGGACGAGGAGUGGAAAAAGAUUAUAGCAAAGCGUUUCAGUACUUUUUAGCUGCGGCAGACCAAGGUUGGGUCGAUGGACAGCUACAACUAGGAAACAUGUAUUUUAAUGGUUUAGGAGUGAAGAAAGACUACAAAUUGGCUAAUAAGUACUUCAAUUUAGCAUCGCAAUCCGGCCAUGUGUUGGCAUACUAUAAUUUGGGGCAAAUGCAUGCUAAAGGUACUGGAAUGCUGCGUUCUUGCACUACAGCAGUUGAACUAUUCAAAAAUGUUGCUGAAAGAGGACGCUGGGGAGAAAUAUUGAUGCAAGCUCAUUCAGACUACAGGGAAGGUAACUACAAUCAAGCAUUCGUCCAAUACGCCCUCCUCAGCGAAUUAGGCUACGAAGUAGCGCAAAGCAAUGCAGCUUUUAUGCUUGAUAGAUGCGAAGUCCCGAUGUUGGAGUCUCGGGAAGGCUUAGUGCGCGCGUUGUGGUAUUGGACUAGAGCUGCCGCACAAGGAUAUUCAGCGGCACAAGUCAAAGUUGGUGACUACUAUUACUAUGGCCUCGGCACGUCCGUUGACUUAGAAACAGCAGCCUCGCAAUAUAGGGUGGCAGCAGAACAGCAGCAUAAUGCCCAGGCAAUGUUCAAUUUGGGGUAUAUGCACGAGCAAGGGCUAGGGAUGAGCAAAGAUAUACAUCUGGCAAAGAGAUGUUACGAUAUUGCCGCUGAAACUAGUGCGGAUGCAAAAGUUCCUGUUGCACUGGCUCUGUUUAAGUUAAAUUUUGUUUUCAGUAUGGAAAAACUUGGAGAGAGUCCGUUCACUCAUUUAUUGGACUUUGUAGAUUCCCUAGGGUCCGAUUGGGAUCUCUACUUAAUAACAACCCUGAUGGCUCUGCUAGCAACUAUUAUUUACGUACGAAGACCUCAGAAUCAACCAGUGCUAGCCUGACCUUUGAUUUUUCCUUUUCUUUUCCAAUAAAAAAUGUUUUUAAAGCACAAAUAAUUUCAAAUUAAUAAGGAUCUUUCAUCUUUAUCAUAGAUAUAAUUUGUGAUUUAAAAAAAUUAUACCCUAUUACUUAAAUCAGGUAUCAAAGAAUUCAUUAUCGUAGCAAAAUUUAACCAUUGAACUGAAAUAAACAAAUUUUAAUCUCAAGACACGCAUUAAUUAUUAAUUGUUAAUUUUUUUUUCUAUGAUAGCCACUGUUUUAAUGUCAAUAAUUUGAACCAUUUCCAUAUUUAACUAUAAGACUUGUUUUCUGUAAUUUUUAUAAUGUUAUUGCUGUAAUUUUUAUUAUUUAUUAUUACUUUUUGUAAAUAUUUCAUUCGACGAAUUUUUCUUGCUAACUUUCGUGUGUAUGCAAAAGGCUGUUAAAAUAAAAAUUAUUAUUAGGAA
Molecule: messenger RNA, 4181 nt
Organism: Ceutorhynchus assimilis (cabbage seed weevil)
Lineage: Eukaryota; Metazoa; Arthropoda; Insecta; Coleoptera; Curculionidae
Source: the annotation of a GenBank genome assembly